CGGCGCCUCCCGAGGGAGCGGCGCCGCCGGCCGAGCGCAGGCCUGGCCAUGACCGACUUCAAAUUGGGUAUCGUGCGGCUCGGCCGGGUGGCCGGGAAGACGAAGUACACACUGAUAGAUGAGCAAGAUAUCCCGCUGGUGGAGGGCUACUCCUUUGAGGCCCGGAUGGAAGUAGAUGCAGAUGGAAAUGGUGCUAAGAUAUUCGCAUAUGCCUUUGACAAAAACCGAGGAAGAGGGUCAGGAAGGCUCCUUCACGAGCUGCUGUGGGAGCGGCACAGGGGAGGCAUUGCUCCCGGCUUUCAGGUGGUACAUCUCAAUGCUGUGACUGUGGACAACCGCCUGGACAACCUGCAGCUGGUGCCAUGGGGCUGGCGUCCCAAAGCAGAAGAGACAUCCAGCAAACAAAGGGAGCAAAGCUUAUACUGGCUGGCGAUUCAGCAGCUUCCCACGGACCCCAUAGAAGAGCAGUUCCCUGUCCUGAAUGUGACCCGGUACUACAACGCCAAUGGGGACGUGGUAGAGGAGGAGGAGACUUCCUGUACCUACUAUGAGUGCCAUUACCCUCCCUGCACGAUGAUCGAGAAGCAGCUCCGGGAGUUCAACAUUUGUGGGCGUUGCCAGGUGGCCCGGUACUGUGGCUCCCAGUGCCAGCAGAAGGACUGGCCUGCCCACAAGAAGCACUGUCGGGAGAAGAAGCGCCCUUUCCAGCACGAGCUUGAGCCAGAGCGAUGACCGGACUUCCAGAUCUUCCUUGGGCAAAGCAGACCCAGACUGGUAGCUGACCUGGAGGUGCUGAAGAAGCCAGUGAUGCGCACCCACGGCAACUGCCACAGAGGCCCUCUCGUCAUGGGUACUUUGUGUGGGCACAGCUCUCCCCUCAGUGUUCAUCUCCAAGCAGAGACAGCUGGGGAGGCUCCCACCAGGACGCUUCUCAUUAUUUAUAUGUUAAUAUGUUUGUAAACUCAUGUACAGUUUUUUUGGGGGGAGGCAGUGGGAGGGUUAGAAAUUACAAAUAGAAUCAUUUGCUGUAAUUCUCAAAUGGCAAACGGUUGGGCCACAUGUUUAAAAAAGUCUAAAAAGUGUCACAUAGUGGAAGCUUCUCCUGGGCAGCUGUAGCCCCCUGCAGCCCCAUGCGUGGCCUGCAUGGGGUCAUACCUACAAGGCAGAGUAAAGGGGUGGAAUCAUCGAGUGCCUCA
This is a messenger RNA of Canis lupus familiaris (dog), 1196 nucleotides long. RefSeq names its product zinc finger MYND-type containing 19 (gene ZMYND19). NCBI's taxonomy places the organism in Eukaryota, Metazoa, Chordata, Mammalia, Carnivora, Canidae. The transcript is spliced from 6 exons. Bases 49 to 732 code for a protein of 227 amino acids. The record is from RefSeq and is a predicted model, not a curated record.